Lathyrus oleraceus (garden pea) is the source of this 975-nucleotide messenger RNA. RefSeq names its product flocculation protein FLO11-like. Lineage: Eukaryota; Viridiplantae; Streptophyta; Magnoliopsida; Fabales; Fabaceae. The coding region runs from base 1 to 975 and encodes 324 amino acids. The transcript has 3 exons. The record is from RefSeq and is a predicted model, not a curated record.
AUGGAAGAUGUGAUGAUCUACACUGGAAGAGCUAUGAACGCCCGCAAUCUGAAGAGCAUGGGGAUUCUGGAUCAAGUAAGGGCCAAACCAACUCUGGACACCUCCCGGGAAGCCCUUAAAGAUCAAAGAAAGAUUCCACAUGGACUCUAUCUGUUCUCAAAGAUCGAUCCUCCAGAGCGACCACGAGGACCAUCUGAGAAGGAAAAGCAGGCAAAGAAAGCGAAGCUGGGAGAAUCCUAUGGAUCAAGACCUCUAGUACCUCUGACUGGAUCUUCUGGUAAGUCUGUUUCUCUCCCUCCUUCUGUACAAAUUAAGCUUGUUGCUUCUUCUACCCCUCAACCAACACCCAUAUACACUAACUCAGAAACUCCUCCCUCAACCACCAGACCAUCUAAUCAACCCUCUCAAAAGUUUAACCUAGCCACCACCUCUCUACCCCUUUCGGAAGCAGAAAUGCUAAACGAAACAACCUCACCCUCUUCAUCUUCUUCUCCAGAAUCACCCCCCUACUAUAACAUUUCCACAAAUACUGAACCAUCUGACCCUCCCUCUCCGACUCUGGCUCAGCUCCAAACACGUGCUCUGGCCUCCCAACAGCCAACACAAUCCAUACCUGAACCAGAAGUCACCUCAUCACCCACAGAAGAACCAAACACAACCACAUCUGACCCUCCACCAUCUGAAACAAGUCACACUGAAACUCAACCACCCAACUCUGACAUACCCCCACCAAAUACAUCCGCUGAACCACAAAUUCCCACACUCAACCUAAGCCCUCCCACUUCUCCACCCCUAACCUCUGAACCUGAAAACACCCUUCCAACCCUUGAGGAAGCAAUAAUGGGCCUCUCUGAGAAAGUCCGCAACGACUUCAUCAGAGACGCUGAGAUCAGACUACAAGAGCGCCUAGCCAAAGAAGCUAAGGAGCGAGCACACAGAGAAGAAGAAGAGAAAGCCAAGCAAGAAGAAUUAUAA